Molecule: messenger RNA, 3668 nt
Organism: Penaeus vannamei (Pacific white shrimp)
Lineage: Eukaryota; Metazoa; Arthropoda; Malacostraca; Decapoda; Penaeidae
Gene: Spt5
Product: Transcription elongation factor subunit Spt5
Biological process (GO): transcription elongation-coupled chromatin remodeling; transcription elongation by RNA polymerase II; regulation of DNA-templated transcription elongation
Cellular component (GO): DSIF complex
Molecular function (GO): mRNA binding; protein binding
Source: RefSeq, a predicted model, not a curated record
CUCAACUCGGCCUCAGUCGCUCGGCCAUCUUGGGUGAGGGAGGACCUUGUGCGUGCUCCUCCGCGUUAAAUUUCUCUCGGUUCCUCCACGAAGCUUAUUUCUGGGAUUUUGGCGACGCGGGAAUCCUCUCCAGCGCACCGAGAAGGAGGAGAGACCCGAAAAGGGACUAGCUAGCCAAAAUGUCGGACAGCGAGGCUAGCUACCACUCCGACUCCGACCAUGAGAAGUCCAGGGGAGGAAGUGAUAGUGAGGGAGAGCAGCGCAGGAGUCGUAGCCGCAGUAGGAGUGGCAGUCGCAGUGUGAGCAGAGGCCGCAGCGGCAGCAGAAGCAGAAGUCGCAGUGCCAGUGGGAGUAGGAGCAGGAGCCGCAGCAGGUCUGGGAGCAGGAGUCGGAGCAGGAGCAGAAGCAGGAGUCGCAGCAGAAGCCGCAGCCGUAGCAGGAGUAGAAGCAGAAGCAGGAGUAGGAGUAGGAGCAGAAGCCGAAGCCGCUCAGUGAGGUCAGAUGAGGCGGAAGAGGCAAGGAGUGGCGAAGAAGAAAUCAGUGGAGAUGAAGAGCCGGCGGACGGGGAGGAUCUUGCCAACUCAGAGUAUGACAGCGAGGAGGAUGAGGAGGAUGACCGCCAGCCUAAGAAGAAGAAGAAGAGAGGAAUGGUGUCUGACUAUUUCCUGGAGGAGGCCGAGGUGGACGACGACGAAGGGGAAGAUGAUGACGAGGAUGAGGGAGACUACUAUGAUCUACUGGGGAAUGAGAAGGAAGAAGUGGGUGUUACAGCCAGGGAGAUUGAAGCAAAUCGCCGUGCUCACAGUGUGUGGGACAAUGAGCGAGAGGAGGAGAUUGAAGAAUACUACCGUCGCAAGUAUGCUGAGGAAUCGUCGGCUGCCAUGCGCUUCGGCGAGGGAGGUGAGGAGAUGAGCGAUGAGAUCACCCAGCAGACUCUCUUGCCCGGUGUGAAGGAUCCUAAUCUUUGGAUGGUCAAGUGUCGCAUUGGUGAGGAGAAGAUCACUUGCUUGCAACUGAUGCGCAAAAUGAUUGCUUACCAGUUCACAGAGGAGCCGCUGCAGAUCAAGUCUGUGGUGGCUCCAGAAGGAGUGAAGGGGUACCUCUACUUUGAGGCCUAUAAGCAGACCCACGUCAAGGCUGCCAUGGAAGGCGUGUCGAACCUCAGGCUGGGGACGUGGCAGCAGACUAUGGUGCCCAUCAGUCAGAUGACAGAUGUGCUACGUGUGGUCAAGGAAGUGCCCACUUUGAAGCGUGGAGCGUGGGUCAGGCUGAAGAGAGGUAUCUUCAAGGAUGAUUUGGCUCAGGUGGACUACGUUGAUGCUUCACAGAACAAUGUUCACCUGAAGCUCAUUCCACGUAUUGACUACACUCGCAUGAGAGGAGCAUUGAGAUCUAGCCAGUCCGACAAUGACCUCAAGAGAAAGAAGUUCCGCCGGCCGGCACAGAAGCUCUUUGACAUCGAUGCCAUCAGGGCCAUUGGUGGUGAAGUUACACAGGAUGGUGACUUCCUCAUCUUCGAGGGCAACCGUUUCACUCGCAAGGGAUACCUGUACAAGACCUUUGCCAUGUCGGCCAUCAUGGCUGAUGGUGUCAAGCCGACACUUAGUGAGCUGGAGAAGUUUGAGGAGCAGAGUCUGGCAGAUAUGGAGCUCACCACCUCCAAUCGUGAGGAUGAAGGGCACAGCUUUGCACCUGGAGAUAAUGUUGAGGUGUGCGAGGGUGAAUUGAUGAACUUGAUGGGCCGCGUCACACGUGUUGAUGGCAACAAGAUCACCAUCUUACCCAGGCACGAAGACCUCAAGGAUGAGCUCGAGUUCAUGGCUCAUGAGUUGAAAAAGUAUUUCAGUCAGGGAGAUCACGUGAAGGUGAUUGCUGGCCGCUACGAGGGAGACACUGGGCUUAUUGUCCGUGUAGAGGAAAACAUGAUUGUCCUCUUCUCUGACUUGACUAUGCACGAGCUCAAGGUCUUGCCUCGAGAUCUCCAGUUGUGUGCGGACGUAGCAACAGGUGUGGACUCCCUUGGACAGUACCAGUGGGGAGACUUGGUAUCACUAGAUGCUCAAACUGUUGCCGUCAUCGUGCGCCUGGAGAAGGAGAACUUCCAGGUCCUCAACAUGCAUGGUAAGCUGGUUCAUGUCAAGCCCCAGGCUGUGCACAAGAAGAAGGAGAACCGCAGAGCCAUGGCCCUCGACUCGGAGCAGAACACCAUUCAGGUCAAAGAUGUCGUUAAGGUUAUUGACGGCCCGCAUUCGGGUCGUCAAGGUGAGAUUCGUCAUUUGUAUCGCAACUUUGCCUUCCUCCACUCGAAGAUGAUGAUUGAGAAUGGUGGUAUUUUUGUGUGCAAGACAAGGCAUUUAGUUCAGGCUGGUGGUGCAAAGUCCUCGGGUGGAGGCCUAGGAGUGGGUGGAAUGGGCAUGGGCACAGGAUUCAUGUCCCCUCGACUCAGCUCCCCAGCCCACCCUGCUGGCGGCGGUGCGCCUGAUCGAGGGGGUGCAGACCGUGGCUUUGGGGAUAGGAACCGUGGACGAGGACGAGGGAGAGGCAUGGGCCGUGAUCGUGGUAUCAUUGGACAGACUAUUAAGAUCACACAGGGACCGUACAAAGGUCACGUCGGUAUUGUCAAGGAUGCCACUGAUUCGACUGUGCGUGUGGAGCUCCACUCCAAGUGCCAGACCAUUAUUGUGGACAGAUCCCGUGUGGCAGCAGUGGGGGCCACUGCCAGGUCUGGAUCCGUCACCUCCUAUGCCCGCACUCCCACCUGGGCCGGCUCAGCUACUCCCAUGUAUGGCAACACUGGUUCACGCACUCCAAUGUAUGGCUCACAGACUCCUCAGUACGAAGGGUCACGUACACCUCAUUAUGGCAGCAUGACUCCAUCACACGAUGGGUCAGCAACACCUGGCAGACAAUCGGCAUGGGAUCCUACCAUCACCAACACUCCUGCAAGGAAUUCAGAAUUCGAUGAAUACUCCUAUGAUGAUGCCUCACCUUCUCCAGCUUACAAUCCUGGUACUCCAGGCUACCAGUCUGAUGCAGGCCAGGGUCCAUACACCCCUCAGACCCCUGGCACAGUGUACAGCUCAGACCACAACUACAGCCCAUACCAAGCUGAGCCCUCACCUUCAGGAUACCAGCCUGGUGGAAGUCCUGCUGGAUAUGCUGGAACCCCAAGUCCAGGUACAGGAUACCAGGGCUCCCCCUCGCCUGGAUCAGGUUAUGCUUCUCCAUCUCCUCUGGCCUCGUACAGCCCAAUGACACCUGGAGCUCCUUCCCCGUACAAUCCUCAGACACCGGGAGCAGCAGGCCUAGAUUCUCUCAGCAUGCAUGACUGGCAGACAACGGACAUUGUUGUGAGAAUCAAGGAGACCCAUGAUGACUCUGGUCUGAUUGACCAGACAGGUGUUAUCCGAGGAGUCUCUGGUGGGAUGUGUUCGGUGUUCCUGCCAGAGGAGGAGCGAGUCGUCAAUAUUCUUGGGGAGCACCUGGAACCUGUGACUCCUGCCCAGGGUGAUCGGGUCAAGGUAAUCUUUGGAGAAGAAAGGGAACAGACAGGGAACCUUCUUUCGAUUGAUCACAGUGAAGGAGUGGUGAAGCUUGACCAUGCUGAUGUGAAGAUGUUGCAGCUGCGCUACUUGUGCAAGAUGAAAUAAACGUCAGUAUGCCUGUGA